GAAAAGAAAAAAAAAUCUUUGCCCGGCGCGGUCGCGGCGCCACACGCGUGACACACACCCGCACCGCACGCCGAGAGCCGACACCGCCGCGCCGCCGCUCCCCUUCCCCACCGCGCCGCGCGCGGCGGCGAUGGAUUCCACGGCCUGCCUCCGCCUCCCGUUCCUCCCCGCCCGGACCCGCCCCUCCUCCUCCUCCUCGUCGUCUCCCCGACGCGCCGCUCGCGCGUCCUCCAUCAAAUGCUGCACCGCCGCCUCCGACGCCGGUGCCAGUUCGGCCUCCAUCUCUUCCGCGUCGCCGCGGCGGCCGGACGUGGUGAACGGCGUGGGGCCCGCCGGCGUAGACGGCCUCGCGGGUCCGCCCGUGCCCGUACCGGACUCCCCCGCCCCCGCCUCCCGUGAUCUCCACUGGCUGCCUCGCCCUCUCACCAGCGCCGACCUGAUGGGCGUCAGCGGGGAGGGGCUCAAGGUUGCCUACCAGGGUUGCCCUGGAGCGUACAGCGAGGCGGCAGCGAAGAAGGCGUACCCAAAUUGCCAGACUGUGCCCUGUGAGCACUUCGAUACUGCAUUCAAGGCUGUUGAAAACUGGUUAGCUGACAGGGCAGUAUUGCCACUUGAGAAUUCAUUGGGUGGUAGCAUACAUAGGAACUUUGACCUUUUACUUCGUCAUAGAUUGCACAUUGUUGGAGAGGUCCGUCUUGCUGUUCGUCAUUGCCUGUUAGCCAAUCCCGGUGUCAAGAUUGAAAACUUGAAAAGUGCAAUGAGCCAUCCCCAGGCUCUUGCACAAUGUGAGCACACAUUGACAGAGUUCGGAAUUGAACAUAGAGAAGCUGUUGAUGAUACUGCUGGUGCAGCAAAGACUGUAGCAGAACAAAAUCUCCAAGAUACCGGUGCGAUUGCCAGUUCACUGGCAGCUGAACUUUAUGGACUGAAUGUUCUUGCUGAAAAUAUUCAGGAUGACAAAGAUAAUGUUACCCGUUUUAUGAUGCUGGCUCGAGAACCAAUUAUACCUCGCACCGAUAAACCAUUCAAGACUAGCAUAGUCUUUUCACUUGAAGAAGGACCUGGGCAACUCUUUAAGGCACUUGGGGUGUUUGCACUGAGGGAAAUCAACCUAACCAAGAUAGAAAGCCGCCCACACAAGAAAAGGCCUCUUCGUAUAACUGACGACAGCUUUUCCACACCGUCAAAGCAGUUUGACUACCUCUUCUAUAUGGACCUUGAGGCAUCAAUGGCUGAUCCAAAAACUCAGAAUGCUCUUGGAAAUUUGAAGGAGUUUGCAACCUUUUUAAGAGUCCUUGGAAGCUAUCCUACAGAUGUAAAUGAAGCUUAAAUAGCAAGCACCUUCUGCAUAUCACAUGCUAGAUUACCAGGGAUGGAUUGAGCGUGGGCUGUCAAUUUCACAGCGAGUUGGGAAGUCAUCAAUAAUUUCUAGACUGAUGCUAAUUUGAAGAGCAAUAAAGCAUAUCCAUGUAUUAUCGGCAAGGAAGCUGCAUGUGACUUGGUUAGAAGAUGGAAAAGAACAAAAUAGUGGGUUUUACGUUUUACUAAGAGCUUUAUAGUGAUAUACUUACCACCAUCCAUGCCCUAUAGUCCUUAUGUUGUAACUUAUGUUCUUCUAAGCAAUCAUGUUCAACAGAGGUAGAGCUCAAAGGGUUGAAUGUUUGGUAGGUGCCGGUGGUUAUAGGUAGUGGUGUAGAACAAUUUCGCUCGUUCCCAGGGGAUGCGCUGGUCAAACCCUUCAGUCGGCUUGCCACCCAACUGUUGUAUUUUCUUGUCCUGUAUGUGCUCAUGGACUCUUAGUCGUGAGCUCGUAGCAGAUAGUUCAAUCAUGUUUCCCUCGUGCCAACAUGGCACAGUACCUCAAAAUUAUUUGCUGUGUCUUUGAAAUUCUUAUGGCGGUAUUGGAAGGACAAAUGUGGGGGUUCGGUUUGUACUGGUUUGGCCAAACCUAAGCCAAACUUUCUGCCUAAGGCAGAAAAUUUGCAGUCCUUUGUUACAUUUUACUUCGGAUUGGCAGGUCAACGAGUUGCAUUUUUGUAGUAA
This is a messenger RNA of Oryza sativa Japonica Group (Japanese rice), 2043 nucleotides long. RefSeq names its product arogenate dehydratase 2. The record is from RefSeq and is a predicted model, not a curated record. NCBI's taxonomy places the organism in Eukaryota, Viridiplantae, Streptophyta, Magnoliopsida, Poales, Poaceae. Gene Ontology annotation, biological process: L-phenylalanine biosynthetic process. Gene Ontology annotation, molecular function: arogenate dehydratase activity; prephenate dehydratase activity. Gene Ontology annotation, cellular component: cytoplasm; chloroplast.